AUAUAUUAUGAAAUUUACUGUUCUUAAUAAGCCUUCAAAUGACAGAGUCACCAAAGCAUGGUGCAGUUCCACCUACAGGAACUCCUGAAUCUGCAGUGAGCAUUGGUUCUAAGAAAGCCCAAGUGCCUAAUAAUCUGGGUUGUCUUUCGAGAAGCUUGCGUGGACACACUUCAGACAUUGUUUGGUCAGGCAGUGCAUGGACAUGUGGCAAACAACUUAAGCAUUACCCAGCAUUUUGCCGUAAUGGGACUAGUAUAGCGAUUCAAUCGUUUGUCUUUGUCAUGGCCAAGGAAGAAAAUCACUAUGUUGCUUACCUGGAAGAUAUGUAUGAAGACAAACGAGGGCAGAAGAAAGUCAAAGUGAGGUGGUUUCACCAUAACAAAGAAGUUAAGGGUGUGAUUCCUGUCAAAAAUCCUCACCCAAAAGAAGUUUUUAUCACACCUUAUUCACAGGUCAUUAGUGCAGAGUGUGUUGAUGGUCCAGCUACUGUUUUAACUCGUGAACAUUAUGAGCAAUGCUUGGACACUUUUCCUAAUGCUUUAUUAGCCAGAGUACAUCUAUGUUAUAGGCAGUUCAGAAGUAAUAGAGUGAAGCCCUUUGAUUUGAGUAAAUUACGUGGCUAUUCUGAGCAACCAAUUGUCUCAUGUUUGAACUCUAGUAUCUUUGCUGAGCCAGAUUCUAUAAGCCAUGGUGUAAAUGAAGAAGAGGAAGAAGAACUGAGCCUAGGCGAAGAAGUAAAGCUAGGAAAUAAAAGGACCAGAACUGAGAGGGGUUUCCACUCAAUGGAUUAUGAAUUUUCAUACAAGAAUAUAAAAUAUGGUUUCUCAAGCAAGAGAUUGCUUUCCCUGAAGCAUGUUGACUCUCAGUCCUGGCCUCACCCAGUUUUUAAGGUUGAUGAAAAGAUAGAAUUGCUGUGCCAAGAUAGUGGAAUCAGAGGCUGUUGGUUCAGAUGUACGAUCCUUCAAGUAGGCAGAAAACAGAUGAAAGUUCAAUAUGAUGAUCUGCAGGAUGAAGAUGGGUAUGGCAAUCUUGAGGAAUGGAUCCCUGCUUUCAAGCUGGCUGUGCCUGAUAAACUUGGCAUGAGGUGUUCAGGUCGUCCGACAAUUCGACCUUCCCCUCCCAGUGCUCAAACGGAUCUUGUUCUUCAGGUUGGGAUUGCAGUUGAUGCAUGGUGGAGUGAUGGCUGGUGGGAAGGAGUUAUAACUGGAGUGAACAAUGGUGGUGAAGAUAGUAUGCAAGUUUACUUUCCUGGUGAAAAUCUCUCCUUGAACAUUAAUAAGAAGGAUCUAAGAAUUUCCAAAGAUUGGGUGGGGGACCAGUGGAUUGAUAUUGAGGCAAAACCCAAUAUAAUCUCAGUCAUAACUGCUGCGGCUAGCCUGGACACAAAAGUUUCAAUCUCUUCUGUAGCCAAGGAUGACAAUUCUAAUAAUUUUGCUACACCAGUCAGUGAGGUUCCUACUGCUCCUAAAGUGGAUAGUGUUCAAGAGCACACACCCCAAUUGGCUAUUCAAGGUUGUUCCAACAUUAUUCAGGAAGACCUGGACUGCACUGAUGGCAAUAAGCCUGGAAUAUCAAAUGAUGAAAAAGAUGAGGGUGACAGUGAUAGUAAGGAACCUCCACUGAAAAAUGAAAGUGAUGGGGAUGGUGGUGAUGACACAAACAAUGCUCUUGGUAAAUCAGACAAUUUGGAAGGUGAUAACAACAGUGGCAACGACCAUGGAAAUGAAUCAAAUGGUCUCAAGGAAGGCAGGCUAGAAAUGGAACUUGAGAAUUCCGAGAACUGUAAAUCCGUCAAACUCAUGGAAGUCACCUCAUAGGUUGUUUAAGAUAAGUAUGCAAUACAAUCUAUUUUAAUUCUGGUGAUGGUGUUACUAAUGUUGGCUGAUUUGGUUUAGUUGGUCAUGGUUUUUGUAAAUAGUGAUAUGCACAAAUGGUGCAAAGUCGUGUUUUGGCUUGACAUCAUGGCCUUGGUAGGUGUACAGUAGUGACUAGUGAGAUUAGAUUUUCUUCAUGGUUCCUGUUGUAGCUCAUUGCAUUGUAUCAAAAACGGGGUUGGCAUUCAAAUUCCUUGGUUAGGAUUUAGGAUCUCCUCUACGCAACAUGAAGUGUAGUCAUAUCUUCCUCGGCACUCUACAGUCUCAGAUUCAGAAUUCCUCUCGCUCUUUUUUUGAAAAACUCUGUAGAAUUCUGUAUUUUGAAAGUUUAGCAGUAUAAUCCAUGACAGUGACUGGAAAAAAC
This is a messenger RNA of Rubroshorea leprosula, 2238 nucleotides long. Lineage: Eukaryota; Viridiplantae; Streptophyta; Magnoliopsida; Malvales; Dipterocarpaceae. The record is from the annotation of a GenBank genome assembly.